Phaethon lepturus (White-tailed tropicbird) is the source of this 366-nucleotide messenger RNA. RefSeq names its product tctex1 domain-containing protein 3-like. Gene Ontology annotation, biological process: microtubule-based movement. The transcript is spliced from 2 exons. NCBI's taxonomy places the organism in Eukaryota, Metazoa, Chordata, Aves, Phaethontiformes, Phaethontidae. Gene Ontology annotation, cellular component: cytoplasm; cytoplasmic dynein complex. The annotation marks the transcript as partial. Gene Ontology annotation, molecular function: dynein intermediate chain binding. The record is from RefSeq and is a predicted model, not a curated record.
ACAAAAGGAAAAAGGACACAAUCGAACUACGAAGCUUUAGGUAUGGCUCCAGUGGAAGAAGAGUAUUUUAGAGAUUCAAUGAAAGCUAAGCUGCUGGCAACCAAAUCUAAUAGGGCAAAGAUAAGAUAUGCUAAUACAUACAGACUGGAGUCACAUAAUAAAUUUCAGGAGCGCUUAGUAAGAGACAAAGCUCAAGCGAUAUUAACGAAUAAGCUUCAACAAGCCAAAUACGAUGGAGUUUCUAGUGCCUCCUUGUGUGCUUCAAUCUCAGAAGAAAUAGUAAAGGCUGUGAAGGAAUUGGACUUUGAUCGCUAUAAGUACGUGGUAUCAGUACUAAUUGUGGAAAAAGCAGGUCAGGCAAUAAAU